Theileria equi strain WA is the source of this 1324-nucleotide messenger RNA. Its product is annotated as signal peptide containing protein. Lineage: Eukaryota; Apicomplexa; Aconoidasida; Piroplasmida; Theileriidae. The transcript has a single exon. The coding region runs from base 14 to 1324 and encodes 436 amino acids. The record is from RefSeq and is a predicted model, not a curated record.
ACAUUUUGUAGAAAUGGUGACAAGUCGCCAUAUCUUGUUUUUAUCUCUUGUGUUGCCCGGUAUUUGGGCUGGUAGUGUCAAACACCCCGUGAUAAGUCUAGACAUUGGAAGAAAGGACCCUUACAACAGUGACAAUCACGAGGUUAAAGUGGAAAAAUGUGAAAGAGACGGUCAAGUGUUCUACCAUCACGCCCUGGACAUGCCCUCGAAGCUCUCAGAAAUUACGGUAGAUGGACACUACAUUCAUGCUGAUCUAUUCCCCUUUAGAGACGAACUGGUUCUCUCCUCCCUGGUAUACUGGAGGUACAACAAGCCAGAUAUGCUGACUCUGAACCUGGAAAACUCCCAGGUGUUUCUGUGGAACAACGGGAACGGGAGACUGGUCCAGCAGGCAUCCACUCUUGAUGACUUUGGUGCCACCAAAAAGGGAGGCAGCAUCACAAUAGACAUUGCCAAGGACAAGAGGUACGUCACUAACGGCAACGUCAUUCAAGUUUUUACCGUGGAGAACGAGGACCUGAAGGGCUAUACGAUCUAUCGUCACACGGCUCGACCCUUUAUUGCUAGAAAGAUCGUGGAGGGAAGAAACGAAAUCGACAUUACUGUGGGCUCAGAACUGCUCAACAUUUACGUUUACAAGUGGAACAAAAUCCCUCUACUGCUGGAUUUCGAGUUGGUAACUGACCAGAAUGUGACCUUUGCGUACAUUGACAACAAGUGGACGCCUGUAAAGAUACCAAAACGCAAUGACCCCAAGAGGAGGUCGUACAUUGCAGAGCUAGUAGAAUACGUAGCUUGCAGAAUGGGUCGUAGUGUUUUUAUCGAUAUUGGAGUGAUAAGUCACAGGGGUAAAUACAGUGGAAAGUGCCGAUUUCCGAACAUGAAAACAGUAAAUGGUGCUACUAUAAAUACAGAAAUCACAUCACGCCACUAUUCAGAACUCAAGGGUUAUGUAGCUACGCUGCAUCUUACAUCAGCAGGCAAUUCAUUCCACCUCAAAUACGUCGUGCGUGGUAAAAACAACAUUGAUAUAGACAUACCAACGAAACCAAUAAGGGGUGUUAUGUUUCUCACUAGGGCAGAAUCAUCAGGAUUGCUCUCUAAAGUCUACGAUAUGUUUUCGACGGACUUCAAUGCAAACGUCAUUGUUAUGCUGACAAACGUUUUUGAAUACUUUAUAGAGGUAAAAGAGUUCCAAUACGUCAAGUUUGCAGAAUCCAACAAAGAACUCAAGACAGCAGAACAGCUUCAGUAUUUCAAGAACAAAAUAACCAUCUGGAAAGACGGAAAACGUGUUGGCACCCUUUCAGAGUUACAACAGUAA